Boleophthalmus pectinirostris (great blue-spotted mudskipper) is the source of this 2391-nucleotide messenger RNA. RefSeq names its product arginine-glutamic acid dipeptide (RE) repeats a (gene rerea). NCBI's taxonomy places the organism in Eukaryota, Metazoa, Chordata, Actinopteri, Gobiiformes, Gobiidae. Gene Ontology annotation, cellular component: nucleus. The record is from RefSeq and is a predicted model, not a curated record. Bases 643 to 2391 code for a protein of 582 amino acids. Gene Ontology annotation, molecular function: chromatin binding; transcription corepressor activity. The transcript is spliced from 11 exons.
AGAGAGCGUGUGUACGAGCGGUGUGUGUGCGCAUUGGGAAGCGAGAGGCAGCUGCGUGAACGCGUGUGUGUGUUGGGAUCAGGAAAAAAGAGGAAGCCAGUCCGUGUAAACGCUUUCCUUUUACCUUAACACCCCGCGGAACAGGCACUUUUUCACGCGGACGCUAACCUCGAUAGCCGCGGCCAAAAGGGAAUACGGAACCGCUUCGAGGAGGACUACACGAACUCACGCGCUGUGUUACGAUACGAAGAGUCUAUCAGUAAAGUGAAACCGCCUUUUGUGUUGAAGCAAGUGCUCGCCUCUGGUCCGUGCAGGCAGCGAUUUGAAAAAAAAAAAAAAAAAAAAAGCGAAGGGAUAAGAUUGUUGCUUGUUUAAUGUUUUGACGCACGCUGUUGGAUUGGGUUCUAUUUGGAAGUUUGCGGGUCAACUCGGGCAAACGGGAUUUUUCAACUUGUUUGCAGCGGUCUCUGGGACUCCCAAGAAUCACCAGACUGGCGGCUCUUCUGAAACACUGGGGUUGUUGGUGUGGCCAAAUUUUCCCUGGAUUUGACUGGUAAAUUCAGAAGACUGAAGCCCAGGCUCACAGUCUACCUUUCACGGAGGCCCAGCCGUGAGAGGACUGAGGAAGGCACGUGGCGGAUCAUGACGGCCGAUAAAGACAAGGAGCGGGAGAAAGAACGGGACAGAGAUCGCGACCGGGACAAGCGCGAGGGGGGCAAGUCCCGCAGGCAGGACCCCGACCGGGACGGGGAGAGCACCCGGCCUCGGCGCAGCUGCACUCUGGAGGGAGGUGCCAAGAACUAUGCAGAGAGCGAACAUAGUGAGGACGACGAUAACGAUAACGGCAGUACGGGUGGAGGCAGCGGGACAGCCGAGGAGGCCGGAAAGAAAGGCAAGAAGAAAACGCCUAAGAAGAAGUCUCGCUACGAGCGCACGGAGAACGGAGAGAUUACCUCCUUCAUCACAGAAGAUGACAUUGUUUACAGACCUGGAGAUUGUGUAUACAUCGAGAGUCGACGGCCCAACACUCCUUACUUCAUUUGUAGCAUACAGGAUUUUAAAUUGAGUAAACGGGACCAUCUGCUGAUGAAUGUGAAAUGGUACUACCGCCAGUCAGAGGUGCCCGACUCGGUCUACCAACACCUGGUCCAGGACAGGAACAAUGAAAACGAUUCGGGUCGAGAGCUGGUGAUCACAGACCCAGUUGUGAGGAGUCGAGAGCUCUUUAUUUCAGACUAUGUGGACACUUACCAUGCUGCUGCUCUUAGGGGGAAGUGCAACAUUUCUCAUUUCUCCGACAUAUUUGCUGCAAGGGAGUUCAGAGCCCGGAUUGACUCCUUCUUCUACAUCCUCGGAUACAACCCAGAGACCAGGCGUCUGAACAGCACACAAGGGGAGAUCCGAGUGGGCCCCAGCCACCAAGCCAAACUCCCCGAGCUGCAGCCCUUCCCCUCCCCGUGUGGCCAGGCUGUGACCGAGAAUGAGGAGCUGGUGUGGAUGCCCGGGGUCAACGACUGUGACCUUCUCAUGUACCUCAGAGCCGCAAGGAGCAUGGCUGCCUUUGCUGGAAUGUGUGACGGAGGCUCAACAGAAGAUGGGUGCCUUGCAGCCUCCCGAGACGACACUACACUCAACGCACUUAACACUCUUCAUGAGAGCAGCUAUGAUGCAGGGAAAGCUCUCCAGCGCCUUGUGAAGAAGCCAGUCCCCAAACUAAUAGAAAAAUGCUGGUCUGAAGAUGAAGUGGUAAGUGCUGUGUUUUCUAUAGUCUCCUUUGUUUGUGUCAUCUCUUGUGUUGUGCCUUUAGAGGGCGCUAUUGAGUUUGGACUCUCCACCCACCUGCAAAGGGCAAGCCACCCUUUUCUGACUUACUGCCGACAAUGCGAACAUAGCUUCUGCUCCGGCCUUACAGGGACCAGACAACCUUUAGCGAAGGGCCCUGGACCCCAUACUCUCAGAGCACCCCCCCACUGGACACCACGAGAGACAUGGUCGAAUGCCUUCACAUGUGGAGUGGUUGGGCAAACUCCCAUGAACUCUCAAUCACCUGAUGGAGAGUGCAGAGCUGGUUCAGUGUUCCACGACCGGAACAAAACCACACUGCUUCUCCUGAAGCCGAGAUUCAAUUAUCAGUCAGUUUCUCCUCUCCAGUACCCUGAAACAGACCUUAACGGGGAGGCUGAGGAGUGUCAUUUCCCUGUAGUUGGAACACACAAUCCAGUCCCCCUCCUUAAACAGAGGGACCACUACCCCGGUCUGCCAGUCCAGAGGUACUGUCGCCAUCCCCACAUGAUGUUGCAGAGGUGUGUCAGCCAAGAUAGCCCAACAACAUCCAUAGACUUAAGAUACUCAGGACAGAUCUCAUUCAUCCCCAAAGCCUUGCCAUCAUAG